UAUCUAUUCUAUGUAACCCAAUAAUACACGUUUACUUGGUCAGUUGGUCUAUCAUACACAGCUCCGUAUUGGUUACAGAGCUUAGAUAACGACCGACUUAAAACUGAAAAAUGCAUCUACCCUGAAACCCAUUUGAGUGCAAUUGAAGCCAAUUCUUCUUCUUCUAUGAUUGUUGUACAAAAACAAGAUACUGGGCGUAAUAUUUCAUGUUAAGGCACGUUUUUGUGCCUAUCCAAGGCUUUAUAUUCGCAUCCAAGGGCCGUAUUUGGCCGGGAUAGCCGGAUCAAGAUUCAUGCUCCAUAUGCAUGGCUGUACUGUCUUUGUCUGUCUGGGCUAGGUAGGAUCCCAUGUUUCGACUUUUAGCUUCUUGUCUUGGCUAGCGCUUUCAAAGAACUCCAUUUGCCAAUUGUUACGGUAAACCGCUCCUGCUUAUAUACAUCAGCAUAUGAGGUUUGCGUCCAUACUUUUCUCAAGACAACAGUACAUACAUGUGGCUAGUCAAUGCCAAUCCUUCAAAUGUUCAAGUCUGCUUUCCUUGAAUACAGAAUUGGCAUUCCCAGAGGUCUAUCCAUGGAGGCCUCAAUCUACAGCUUCUUUAUGCUCUUCAUCUUCCUUUAUUUCUUUACAAAGUUGUUUCUUCAGUACAACAAAAACCUCCCACCAAGUCCUGGUGUCUCUCUACCCAUCAUAGGGCAUCUUUACCUAUUGAAGAAACCCCUCCAUCGAACUCUUGCAGAUCUUUCUAAGCGAUAUGGUCCGGUGCUAUUCCUCCAGUUUGGUUCACGACCUGUCAUCCUUGUGUCUUCUCCUUCUGCUGCAGAGGAAUGUUUUACCAAAAACGACACAAUUUUCGCCAACCGCCCAAAAUUACUUGGCGGAAAACACUUUGGUUACAACUACACCAACGUUCUUUGGGCACCAUACGGCCAACACUGGCGCAACUUAAGGCGCAUAGCUUCCCUUGAACUCUUGUCAACGCAUCGUGUGCAGAUGUUUUCUGGAAUUCGUAUCCAGGAAGUCAGGUCAUUAGUUCACAGGCUUUUUGGAGGUACAAAGGGUGGUGAAUUUCAGACCGUGGAAAUGAAGUCGAUGUUUUUUGAGCUCACACUGAAUUUUAUGAUGAGAAUGGUUUGUGGUGAGAAUCAAGCAAGUGCAGAGGACGCCAAGAGGUUGAUAGAAAUUGUGAAAGAGACGUUUGAGUUAAGUGGGACUACGAAUUUCAGUGACUUUGUUCCAGUCUUGAAGUGGAUUGGGACAAAUAGUAUUGAGAAGAGAAUGGUGAGUUUGCAGAAGAAAAGGGACCUGUUUACCCAGGAAUUGAUUGAAGAGCUCAGAAGAAAAAAGAACAGUACAGCUAAGACCAUGAUUGAUGUCCUGUUAUCACAGCAGGAGAUUGAACCUGAUUACUACACAGAUGAAAUCAUCAGAGGCAUGGUGCUGGGGAUGUUAUCAGCUGGUACAGACACUUCCGCUGGAACGAUGGAGUGGGCUUUCUCGCUUCUUCUAAACAAUCCAGAGGCUCUUGUCAAAGCACAGUCUGAACUUGACAAUCACAUUGGACCAAACCGACUGAUUGACGAAUCUGAUCUACCCAAACUACCAUAUCUCCAUGGCAUCAUCAAGGAGACCCUCCGUAUGUACCCAGCUGGCCCACUUCUGGUCCCCCAUGCCUCAUCAGAAGAUUGCACAGUUGGAGGUUUCCGAGUUCCCCGAGGCACGAUUCUAUUCGUAAACGCGUGGGCAAUACAAAAUGACCCCAAGUUCUGGGAAGAACCCAGAAAGUUCAAGCCUGAGAGGCAUCAAGGGGGCAAAGAUGGGUUCACGUUGUUGACAUUUGGAGCUGGAAGGAGAGGGUGUUUAGGGGAGGGCUUGGCAAUGAAGAUGAUUGGGCUGGCAUUGGGAUCGCUGAUUCAAUGCUUUGACUGGGUCAGAGUUGGUGAGGAGAUGGUGGAUAUGACUGAAGGGCCUGGGCUUUCCAUGCCCAAGGUGCAGCCCUUGCUGGCAAAGUAUAGGCCGCGCCUAAGCCCAAAUAUGAUCAGCCUCCUAUUUGCAAAGAAUUAUGUUUGGGACCUCCAAUAUGUGACCCUCCAUCUAAUAUGUAGUAUUGGAUAUUAAGUGGACUUUAUGUGUGUUUAUAAUUAUAAUCAAUAUUUAGUUCAUAUGCAACAUAGAUUUAGGGUAAAA
Molecule: messenger RNA, 2184 nt
Organism: Tripterygium wilfordii
Lineage: Eukaryota; Viridiplantae; Streptophyta; Magnoliopsida; Celastrales; Celastraceae
Product: cytochrome P450 81Q32-like
Exons: 3
Coding region: 502-2115 (537 amino acids)
Molecular function (GO): monooxygenase activity; iron ion binding; oxidoreductase activity, acting on paired donors, with incorporation or reduction of molecular oxygen
Source: RefSeq, a predicted model, not a curated record